AUGUAUGGUGAGAUUGAGGAAGGGCCUCUAGGGUUUGAUAAGCGGACUAGGAAGUCAAAAGGUUUUCCCUUUUUCGUUUAUAAAACUGAUGAGGGUGCAAAAGCUUUGUUGCUUGAACCCAUGAAGAGUAUUGAUGGACAUCAAGUUAUUAAGUGCGAAAUCUCAACCAUGAAAUUAAUCAGACACCCAAAUGUCAUCCGCAUGUAUGAGGUUACUGUAAGCAAAACAAAGAUGUAUAUUGUUAUGGAAUUUGUUACUGGCAGUGAACUCUUUGACAAAAUUGAAGAUAAGAGUCUUAUCAGGCAAGGCAAGCAAGAUGGUUAA
This is a messenger RNA of Fraxinus pennsylvanica, 324 nucleotides long. NCBI's taxonomy places the organism in Eukaryota, Viridiplantae, Streptophyta, Magnoliopsida, Lamiales, Oleaceae. The record is from the annotation of a GenBank genome assembly.